UGUAUUUUUGAAUAGCUUCCAGCCAAUCAGAUUAAGGCUUUGAAGGAGGAGCCGUUGUGGGACUGUGAUCAAGUUUGUACGCCCUGCACUACAUACAAAACAGCACCUGAGAGAAGUUCUGCUUGUACUGAACUGAGUGAAUAUUCAACACGUACAGACUUUGAAAAGUUAUGGGGAAAGAUCCUAAUAAGCCGAGAGGGAAGACUUCGUCCUACGCCUUCUUUGUGCAGACAUGUCGGGAAGAGCAUAAGAAGAAGCACCCGGACACGUCGGUCAACUUCUCCGAGUUCUCCAAGAAAUGCGCCGAGAGAUGGAAGACCAUGUCUUCUAAGGAGAAAUCCAAAUUCGAGGAUCUGGCCAAAAACGACAAGGUACGUUACGACCGGGAAAUGAAAAACUACGUGCCACCGAAAGGCGCCGUGAAGGGCGGCAAGAAGAAGAAGGACCCGAACGCACCCAAGAGGCCACCAUCUGCCUUCUUUGUGUUCUGCUCCGAUCACCGACCAAAGGUGAAGAGCGAGUACCCUGGCAUCUCUAUUGGUGAUGUGGCAAAGAAGCUGGGCGAGCAGUGGUCCAAGCUGACAGCCAAGGAUAAAGCUCCAUACGAGCAGAAGGCUGGGAAGCUGAAGGAGAAAUAUGAGAAGGAUGUUGCCGCAUACCGUGCCAAAGGAGCAAAGGCGGACGGUGCGAAGAAAGGCGGACCAGGGCGGCCAGCCAGCAAGAAGGCAGACACAGAUGAUGAUGAUGAUGACGACGACUUGGAUGAUGACGACGACGACUUGGAUGACGACGAUGACGACGACGAAUAAAUUUAUCAGGAAUUUUGUGCCGACUUGUUUGCAAUGUGAAACAGCGUUUUCUUUUUUUUAAUACAAUUUUUUUUCCCCCAAAACAUGUACAGAGAUGUGUAUAGAUUAAAUACAUUCAGGUCAUGUACUGUUUUGUACAUUUAGCAGCCAGUUUUGUUAAGCACUGCCUUUUUUUUUUGUCUCGAGCUGUGGUUUCUUUCUUGUCUUUAUGAAAUUUGUUUCCACUGGCAUUGUAAGGAAAAACGAGGAACACGGAUGUGUAGUUUAAUCCUCAAACAAUUUUUAGACAUUAAGCUUUCGAAAUAUUGUGUAGACUUUUUUUUAUAAUAAAAUUUUGUAUAUUAUGAUCA
Tachysurus fulvidraco (yellow catfish) is the source of this 1159-nucleotide messenger RNA. It is a transcript of the gene hmgb2a, whose product is annotated as high mobility group box 2a. NCBI's taxonomy places the organism in Eukaryota, Metazoa, Chordata, Actinopteri, Siluriformes, Bagridae. The coding region runs from base 171 to 809 and encodes 212 amino acids. Gene Ontology annotation, cellular component: nucleus. The transcript has 5 exons. The record is from RefSeq and is a predicted model, not a curated record. Gene Ontology annotation, biological process: regulation of transcription by RNA polymerase II. Gene Ontology annotation, molecular function: DNA binding, bending.